AUGGCGAAUGAGGAGGAUAUUGAUCAACAUAUGGAGUCUCUGCAGAUUGACGAAGAAGAAAAUGAAGCAUUUGUGCUAGAAGGAGAUGUCGACGAAGGGGUGAAUAAGUAUGAACUGUGUCUUGUGGGGCGUCUGCUUACAGAAAAAAGCAUUAACGUGAGGGCUAUGAAAUCGAAAUUAGCAGAUGUCUGGCGACCAACAAUGGGAAUAAACAUUAAGGAUCUGGAACAAGGUCUCUUCUUGUUUCAGUUUUACAGGAAGGAAGAUAUGCAAUGGGUUCUAAAAGGAGGACCAUGGUCUUUUGAUAAUGCAAUGGUGGCAUUAGAAACUGUGGGGGUAGGUCAAAACCCAGCGAGUGUUCAACCAUGCUUUUUGAAUAUGUGGAUUCAGCUUUACAACCUCCCGGUUGGAUACAUGUUGGAAACGGUGGGUAAGCAAUUGGGGAAUUUUUUUGGGGAAUUCUUGGAGUAUGAUGUUAAAAACAGUACGUCCAUAUGGCGUGAGUGCAUGAGGAUUCGAAUUCGGCUGGAUGUCAGGAAACCAAUCAAGAGGAAGAAGAAAAUAGUGAAGAAAGAUGGGCAAGAAUUUACUGUGGUGUGCAAGUACGAGCGACUGGGAGAAUUUUGCUUUGUUUGCGGCUUGGUCAGUCACACAGAUAGAUUUUGUAGGAGUCCACUGAACAGGGGAGAUGAGGGUGUAACAAAAGAGUGGGGGAGCUGGCUCCGAGCACCGCCGCGCAGGGUGGCAGGACAGUCGCAGAGUAAAUGGCUAAGGGAAGAAGGUGAUGACACGUGGGAGGUCAGGAUUGGGCGAGAGAAAUUUGCGGGGGAAAAUUUUUCAAAAAGUGGAAAGGAGAUAAGUCCAAGGAGUGAUUUCCGGGCGACAGUUGAAACAAAUCCCCGUGAUGAGAAUAACAAAUUAUGGGAUAUACAUGGUGCUAAUUUAAAGGGAUAUUCAACAACGUCAAAUAUUCUGUAUGAGCUGAAUGAGGAAGUCAGUGAGGAUAUCCAGCUUGAAGACCGAAAAAGAAGGAGGGGAAUAACUAAUGAAGUGGGCCACAUGGAGAUAGACUUGGGUCAACGUUCGACUGCGUUUCAGACAGUGCAAAACAAAACAGGAGCUGAUAUUUCCAAUGAGGAUUUACCAGUUGCUAACCAAAUUGUUCCGGCUGAGCUUGCAAGGCAAGCCAGCCAUCAAUUAUGA
Messenger RNA from Daucus carota subsp. sativus, 1203 nucleotides. RefSeq lists its product as uncharacterized. Lineage: Eukaryota; Viridiplantae; Streptophyta; Magnoliopsida; Apiales; Apiaceae. The record is from RefSeq and is a predicted model, not a curated record. The coding region runs from base 1 to 1203 and encodes 400 amino acids. The transcript has a single exon.